CCUCUACGAAGAUGGAGAUCAGCAACAAACGCGGUUCGUGAAGUGUUCUUUCCAGAAACAGUUGUUACCACACUUCCCAGCGGAUUUCGUAUAGCUACUGAAGACACCAACAUGUCCACCGCCACUAUUGGAGUUUGGAUUGAUACCGGCUCACGAUAUGAGAACGAAAAAAAUAAUGGAACCGCACAUUUUCUCGAGCACAUGGCAUUUAAGGGAACUUCGCGUCGUUCGAGAAAUGAACUGGAGCUGGAAGUGGAGAACAUCGGUGCUCACCUCAACGCUUAUACAUCGCGAGAACAAACUGUAUACUAUGCUAAAUGUUUCUCGACCGAUUUGGAACAUUCUGUUGAUAUAUUAUCGGAUAUACUUCUCAAUAGUAAGUUGAGUCCUCGAGAUAUUGAAGCCGAACGGAGUGUAAUUUUGCGCGAAAUGCAGGAGGUGGAACAGAACUUCCAAGAAGUGGUUUUUGAUCAUCUCCACAUGGGUGCAUUUGAAGGUAAUUCAUUAUCAAUGACAAUCCUGGGACCGGUGGAGAACAUAAAUUCAAUUAAACGGGAAGAUCUCAUUAACUACAUUCAAACCCAUUACCGAUCAGGACGAAUGGUACUGAGCGCUGCUGGUGGUGUAAAUCAUAAAGAAGUUGUGGGGCUAGCAGAAAAGUAUUUCGGAGGCCUUCAGCACGGCGAUGCAUCGGCAAACUUCCAUCCAGCAGUGUUCAAACCAUGUGAGAUCCAUUUACCAAUUGUUGGAAUGGACUUGAUCUAUGGUGCCAUGGUAGUCGAAGGAGUGUCAUGGACUCAUGAAGACAACUUAGCGCUUAUGGUGGCGAACACUGUGCGUAACUCAAUUCUCAUAAGUGCAAGAGAUCCCACUCGCUUAAGGAGAGAACAUUUUUCGUGCGACGUGAACGCUCCAUCUCGUUUGGCUGUCCGCCUUGGCCGUAACGCUGGUGUGCAGUCAUUUCAAGCGUUUAACACUUGCUAUAAAGAUACAGGUCUUAUCGGCGUUUACUUUGUAGCAGAAGAGGCAGCCUCAGAAGCUCUUGUAGGUUCCAUUGUCGAUGAGUGGCGUUGGUUGGCCAGUGAAGUCGAUGCUGAGUCAGUUGAUUGUGGAAAGCGAACUCUGCUUACAAACCUUCUUCUGAUGCUUGACGGGUCAACGCCUAUUUGUGAAGAUAUAGGUCGACAAUUGCUUUGCUAUGGACGAAGGAUUCCCGUACCAGAAUUAGAGCUUCGGAUUGAGGUUUUCAUUUCAUCAUUAUACAUUUACUAA
Molecule: messenger RNA, 1272 nt
Organism: Angiostrongylus costaricensis
Lineage: Eukaryota; Metazoa; Nematoda; Chromadorea; Rhabditida; Metastrongylidae
Source: the annotation of a GenBank genome assembly